UUUGUCCCUGCGGCCGCCCCAUAGGCACCGCGGCGCUCCGAGGGUCCCGAGCCGCGCCGCCAUGGCUGCCCGGGUCGGCGUCGCGCCCAUCGGCGAUGGCCUGCGCUAUUCCGGGUCCUUGCAGCCCCCCGCCCAGCCGUCGGACGCCGACCUCGACCGCGGGCUGGCAAGAAGUUUGAUAGCUGUGGGGCUGGGUAUUGCAGCUCUUGGCUUUGCAGGUCGCUACGCAUUUCAGAUCUGGAAACCUCUAGGACAAGUAAUCACAGAAACUGCGAAGAAGAUUUCAACUCCUAGCUUUUCAUCCUACUAGAAAGGAGGAUUUGAACAGAAAAUGAGUAGGCGAGAAGCAAGUCUCAUUUUGGGUGUAAGCCCAUCUGCCAGCAAGGCCAAGAUUAGAGCAGCUCACAGGAGAAUCAUGAUUUUGAAUCACCCAGAUAAAGGUGGAUCUCCUUACUUAGCAACCAAAAUUAAUGAAGCAAAAGACUUGCUAGAAGCAACCACCAAACACUGAUGGAUGCUCAAGGACCACUCUGAAGGAGAAGAAGGGGGACCUUAUAAAAGUUGUCCUGCAAAUUAGUCUAAACCAUGGCAUUCACAAUUUUCCUAUGUGUACCGACCACAGCCAUUUCUUCCAUGUCUAAGCUAUGUAAUAAUAAAAGAUGAACAGUC
Bubalus bubalis (water buffalo) is the source of this 669-nucleotide messenger RNA. RefSeq names its product DnaJ heat shock protein family (Hsp40) member C15 (gene DNAJC15). Gene Ontology annotation, cellular component: PAM complex, Tim23 associated import motor. Lineage: Eukaryota; Metazoa; Chordata; Mammalia; Artiodactyla; Bovidae. The transcript has 6 exons. Gene Ontology annotation, biological process: protein import into mitochondrial matrix. The record is from RefSeq and is a predicted model, not a curated record. Gene Ontology annotation, molecular function: ATPase activator activity.